Messenger RNA from Papaver somniferum (opium poppy), 2094 nucleotides. RefSeq names its product zinc finger CCCH domain-containing protein 40-like. NCBI's taxonomy places the organism in Eukaryota, Viridiplantae, Streptophyta, Magnoliopsida, Ranunculales, Papaveraceae. The record is from RefSeq and is a predicted model, not a curated record. The transcript has 4 exons. Gene Ontology annotation, molecular function: pre-mRNA binding; U6 snRNA binding; metal ion binding. The coding region runs from base 381 to 1856 and encodes 491 amino acids. Gene Ontology annotation, cellular component: U2-type catalytic step 1 spliceosome; Prp19 complex; U2-type catalytic step 2 spliceosome.
GAAGGCUCUUGCAGGAAAUUUUUGCAGGAAACAUUACGAUUCCCCGAUGUCUUGAACGUGAUUUCCUUCUCAGCUUCCAAACACGUUUUAGGAAUCUACGCUUAGGUGGCCCUUAUUUAAAUGCUAGUCAUUGAAUAACACCUUCCUUAUCGUAUAUCAAGCCGGUUUCGAGCCUUCCUAAUGAGCUACCUCUCACGCGAUCUUUCAAAGAGCGCGGAGAACGUUUAUUUUCUUCAUCAGAUUUCUCUCCCAAACCUCAUCGUUGUUAGGGUCAGGGCAAAUUAUUCAGUUCUCUCUCCGUCGCUGUAAACAAUCAAGGGUUUUCUGAAUCAAUCAAAGAGACUAAUUAGUUACUUUCUGUGAGAACCAGUAAACACACGAUGGCUCAUAGAUUUCUUAGAGAUCUAGAAGCGGAUGGCUGGGAACGCUCCGAUUUUCCCAUUAUUUGUGAAUCUUGUCUUGGGGAUAAUCCUUACGUUCGAAUGACUAAAGCAGAUUAUGAUAAAGAAUGCAAGAUUUGUACACGGCCGUUCACUGUUUUUAGGUGGAGACCUGGUCGUGAUGCCAGGUUUAAGAAAACCGAGGUAUGCCAGACAUGCAGUAAGCUUAAAAAUGUGUGUCAGGUGUGUCUUUUGGAUUUGGAGUAUGGGUUGCCGGUGCAAGUUCGCGAUACUGCUCUAGCCAUUGAUUCAAACGACUCUAUUCCAAAGAGUGAUGUCAAUAGAGAGUAUUUUGCUGAGGAGCACGAUCGUAGGGCUAGAGCUGGAAUUGAUUAUGAAUCUUCUUAUGGAAAGGCACGCCCCAAUGAUACUAUUCUGAAGCUACAAAGGACAACUCCAUACUACAAGAGAAAUCGAGCACAUGUUUGCAGUUUCUUUGUUCGAGGCGAAUGUACCAGAGGCGCUGAAUGUCCUUAUCGACAUGAAAUGCCCAUUACUGGAGAAUUGUCCCAGCAGAAUAUCAAAGAUCGUUAUUACGGGGUUAAUGACCCGGUUGCAGCAAAAUUGCUGAAUAAGGCCGGUGAGAUGCCGUCGCUUGCUCCCCCGGAUGAUCAAAGCAUCAAAACUUUAUACAUUGGUGGGCUUGAUGCCAGAGUCACUGAGCAGGACUUACGAGAUAACUUUUAUUCUCAUGGAGAGAUCGAGUCCGUGAGGAUGGUACUCCAGCGAGCAUGUGCAUUUGUAAUGUACACGACUAGAGAGGGUGCAGAGAAGGCUGCAGAAGAGCUCUCAAAUAAACUGGUCAUAAAGGGUUUGAGGCUUAAGCUUUUGUGGGGGAGAUCACAGGCGCAGAGGGCAGAGUUAGAGAACCAAGACGACGAAGCUGCAAGACAGCAAGCACUAACUCAUGGAGGGUUACUACCUAGGGCAGUCAUUUCACAGCAGCAAAAUCAAGUCCAACCCCCAGGGGCUCAAGACCAACCUUCAGCACCUAUGUCUUAUUUCAAUAUCCCACCUCCACCACAACCCGAGAGAGCUUAUUACCCAUCUAUGGAUCCUCAGAGGAUGGGUGCUGUAGUUCCAUCCCAGGAAGGCUCAAGCAGCGGUUCAAGUGGAAUAAUUGAUCAAGGCAUUCAGUACCCUUACCAGCGACCACCAAUGCAAGGCCACUACCCACCUUAUUAUCCACCAUAUGGGUAUAUGGCUCCACCUCCACCUUAUCAGCAGUACUCUCAUCAGCCACUCCCUCAACCACCACCACCUAUGGGAGCACAGCCUCAGCCUCCAUAUCACCAGCAACCUUCAGGGGCACCACAGCCUCAACCCCCAUUUCAGCAGCAACAGUCUGGGGCAGCACAGCCUCAACCUCCACAUGAGCACAAACUCUCAGAUCCACCGGCAUCGUCCAGUAACUAGUUUUCUUUUGGGUUGUCCUUGUUAUAAAAAUUCAGGUCCAAGUGGCCUUAUUUGUAUUUGAAGUUUUGAUUAUCGCUUCUUCCAUUAGCUUUCUUUCAUGUAUCUGGCUUUUUCGCGCAAAACUGUAUCCAGCUUUUCGUUCCUUAUGUUCUUCUGAUUUUUAGGAACUGUUGAUGUAAUUGCAACUGCUAUAAAAUACUGAUCGAGACCAAAGAAGGGUAAACAUGUUUUGAUGCGA